GCCGCACCCCACUCCCAUGGCGGCGGCCGAAGGGCCGGAGCCGCCCGUGGGGGCCCCCAGCGCGGAACCCGCGCCGCCGCCGGCCUGCCGCUUCUUCCUGGAGGGCCGCUGCCGCUUCGGUGCCCGCUGCCGCCAGCCCCACCCCGGGGCGCCGGCGCCGCCGCAGCCUAGAGGCGAGCCCGAAGCAGAGGCCAAAGCCAAGAAGCCGCCGCUGCGCACGGCUGUGGCUGUCAUCCAGCGCAUCCGCUGGGACCCGCGCCUCGACCCGGCCGACUUUUCCGUGGGCUACGUCGACCGCUUCCUGGGUGUGCGCGAGAAGCCCUUCCUUUCCUUCUGCUGGGACGAGCCUCUGGCGGCGCUCGGGCCGGGCGUUCUGGCCGUGCCGCAGCACCGGGUGCGCUACUUCCGCUUCCGCGGCCGUCUGGUGUGGGACCGCGCCUCGCGUACGGACCUCGUCUUCGGCUCGGGCUUGGCUGCGGGCCGCGGGUCCACCAUCCUGGACGCGCUCGACGGCGGGGAUGCGCACGGUGUCGGAGAGGAGGGCGACGGCGAGGACGCGCACCAGACCGGGCAUGCGAGCGACGGCGAGCACGUGCACGGAGCCGGAGGUGAGAGCAACGGCGUGGACGCGCACGGGACCGGGGGCGCGCACGACGGCGGAGACAGGGGCGGGGACGUGCAUGGGACCGGGACCGGGGACGAGAGUGACGGCGAGGACGCGUACGGGGCCGGAGGUGCGCUCAGCGGUGGGGACACGGCCGGGGCCGGAGGCGCACAGGACGGUGUAGCUGCGACCCGUCUUGGCACCGGUGCGGGAGGGCGCGUACAGCCAGCUUGGACGGGACUCCGGGCCGCCUUGGCCCCGGAUGGCGGAGGCCCCGAAGCUGGGCGCCUGGCGUUGGCAGGAACGUUAUCGAGGAUCCAGGAGCGGGAGUUGGGCGGCCCUGGAGGCCAAGGUUCCCCGUGGAUGCAGCCAAGAAGGGCGCUGAAGCCAGCCGCCGCCGCUGCCAGGGAGCUGGAGCCCCCGGGUGGGAAGCUGCCGGCUGUGGUAGCCCCGGGAAGGCCCUCGGAAGGCCUCUCUGAGACGGAAGUGGAGUGGGGUCCCGGGGUCUGGCCCGUGGACGGUGGAGCAGCCGGGGCCGUGGGCCCUCGCCGGCCCCGCCCCACGCACUUCGUGGCCCUCAUGGUGACAGAGGCUGAGCUGCAGGCCGGGGUGUCUAAGGUCCAAGAAGAACUGGUACGAAAUGCACCAGCUUGCGCGGCGUUCACAGUGCCUGCUCAGGCCCUGCACCUGACAGUGGCCCUGCUGAGGCUGGCGGGCCCCGGGGAGGUGGCGGCUGCGGUCGACGCACUCAGAGGCGUGCUCUCGGACCCCGGGCUUCAGAUCCCUCAGAGACUCAGGUUCAGGCGCCUGGUGUUCCUGGGCUCUCGUGUGCUCUGUGCUCCCCCCGACCCUCCUUUGGAGAACAUGGCCCAAGUGCUCAGCCAGAGGCUGGAGGCCGAGGGGCUGAGAGUGCUGCAGCCCUGCAAGGGGCUACACCCCCACCUCACCCUGGCCAAGGUGCCCCAGGGUUGCCAAGUCGGCCUCCCCAAGCCUGGGUUCAGCCCAAGGCAGGAGCUGGGGAGCCAGCCUCUGGGGAAACUCUGGCUGUGCCGCGUGGGGAGGUCAGGGGGCACCUACCAGGCCGUGGCGGAGAUCCCCCUGGUAUCUCAAUGCCAAAAGAAAUAAAGGCCAGGACCCAGACACCCAGAGGCAAUCUAGCCCGGGGCAGAAAGACAAAGCGUGCUACGUGUGUUCUCUCUCUCUCUCUUUAAUUUUGGUUUCUCUCAAGCUUCCAAAUGGUGCUCAGUGCUCCAAGGAAAGAAUGAAGGAAGGAAAGGGG
This is a messenger RNA of Globicephala melas (long-finned pilot whale), 1883 nucleotides long. RefSeq names its product leukocyte receptor cluster member 9 (gene LENG9). Gene Ontology annotation, molecular function: metal ion binding. Lineage: Eukaryota; Metazoa; Chordata; Mammalia; Artiodactyla; Delphinidae. The record is from RefSeq and is a predicted model, not a curated record.